AUGACCACACCUGAUUUUUCAGUUUCAUUAUUCAGUGCUUUUCGUUCUCAUUCUCAACAAACCUUUCUGAACAUGUCGUCGCAUCAGGAAUACGCAUACGAAAAGAAACGCCUGCUGGGCUCCGGCGCUCUUGUUGUAUUCCCGACAGAUGGGCCACCACCGCAGGUCACCACGCCCGUCAUUACGCCAGGGCUUUUAUUCUUUACAAUCUAUCCCACUUCCGUGAAAGAUAUUCAAAUCAAUGAACUUCUGUGGGAAAUGAGUCAAAAGACAUACUUUGCACAGGAAAACCUUGCGAAAGUAUUGCCGCCAACUGCACCGAAGGACCCAAUCUUUGCCGUUUUAAUACCUCCACAACUUGCCCGCUUCCUGUCAUCCGUAUCGCUCAAUGAAAUGCGCGCAGCUGUGAUAUAUAUGCUCGCUGACGCUGCCCAAGGUGAGGAUCCCAAAGGUCUGGCUCAGAUGCAUGCAGAUUUGCCUCCUUGUGUAUGGCGAAGCCUCAACUAUCUCAUGGACGAAACAUUAGUGAGGCGAAACGCCGGAUGGGGAGUUGCUGAGAAUGCGGCGACGGGAGUUACACGCGCUUCGUUCCUUCUCGAUGCUGCGCUUCAAACAGCCCCAAGUCAAGAUUACUGGAAAAUACAAGUCGAGGUUGGAUUCGCACCACCAGCUUUGAAGCCUGCGAUCGCACACCCUCCGCUUGCUCUUACAUCUAAAGAAAGAAGAGCCAUCGGUUUUCAUUGCUUGCGCGUCUUUACCAAGUUGAAAGCGGAGGAUGAUGCUACCAGGAGAGAUAGAGCAGGACCGAAAAGAGCUCAAGUUCUGCACAGUUUGUACGAAGAUUGGCGUCGAUAUUCAGCUAUCUGCUCAUGGAUCCCAAACCGCUCAUACGGUUAUAGGGCUCGGAACAAGGAUUCCGAAGAGCAUGCAUGGAGGUAUAAGAAUGCUUUUGCACUCAUGAAAUGUCUUGUAGGGUGCGGCCGCCAACGGUAUACCUGGGAAAGAGUUCGCAGUCUGAGGUUGUGUAGAAAUGAUAGUAACUCAUUCGUUUCUUGGCUUCCACCACAAAUCGUAGAUCAAGUACUCGUCCCAAUGCUUGUUAUCAUCGAUGGGAAAACGGCAGCGCUGGCCCUUGGAAGUAGGUUUUCCAAGAAGGGGGAAACCCCCACUGGGACGUGGGGGAAGUGCGGUUGGUCAUAGCAAUGCUGCUUCCGUGAGAGCGAGCAGCAUCGGCUCGGCUUCAAUCUGACGGUGCUACUCUUGCUGCAGGGGCUCGAUUUGAAUAACAAUCAUUAAUGCACAUUUUGCGUGACAUGACUUUGAAAGUCAAGGGGAAUAAGAACGCGUCCAUCCACAGAAAACGACCGUUCUCGGAGGAGAGUGAAUAAUCACAUCGUGGCCUUUCUGAUAGGUAUUGUAAAAUUAAGAUCCGGGACAAUUCUCAUAGUCAGUGUCCCUUCAUCAGAAUACCUUUGCAUUUUGUUCGUAUACGCCGAGACUGUAGCAGAGAGAAUGAAGUCGAGAAGCUGAUCCACAGCACUUCGGAUCACGGUCAGUA
Messenger RNA from Chondrus crispus (carragheen), 1558 nucleotides. RefSeq lists its product as hypothetical. The transcript has 2 exons. The coding region runs from base 1 to 1200 and encodes 399 amino acids. NCBI's taxonomy places the organism in Eukaryota, Rhodophyta, Florideophyceae, Gigartinales, Gigartinaceae. The record is from RefSeq and is a predicted model, not a curated record.